UUCGUCCUUGAAAUAAAAACACUAAUUUGAUUAAAAAAGUAAAUAAAUAUUACCCAAAUAGUAAAUCUGCUGUCAAUGAAUUUUUUAAAUUAUCUGUAUCAUUAAUUGCUUUAGUUAUUUUGUGUAUUGACCUACCACACUAAAGUAACGAUCAUUCUACCAUAGUCUAUUUUGAUAUACAAAUACGAGUAUCCUUUAAUUAUUUAAGCAAUGGUAGAUGUACCCGUUCAAGAUAUGAACAAAAAUACAUUUACUUGGCACAACAAGAAUGGCUGCAAAUCUGCGAAAACAUACAAUUUAUUUAAUUAUUUUACAAGCAUUGAAGAUUCGCAUUCAAAAUAUCUUCAUUAUCAAAUGACCAAACCUUUGUCUGUUCAAACUCAACAUGAUUCUCCAUGUAAAAGUGAUUCUCCUCAACCAUUUUAUCAUAUUCAUCAGGAUUCAAUUAUUACACAGAAGUCAAGUCCAACACCAGUUAGAUUUAGUCCUCGUAUGGGUUCUAAUGCAAUCAAUUAUGCACGCUCAAGUGCUACAAAUCGGGUUGCAAUCACUCCCAACAUGUCACCAAUCAGCAGUUCUUAUGUAGAUCAAUCAAUAACAAAAAUUAGCUCAAUGUUUCCGACUGCAUCAGAAUCCCAUAUUAAAUCAUUAUUAAAUAAAUAUCAUAACAGAGAAGCUGUUGUUAUUAGUGCUUUGCAAGUAGAAAAACAUCCAAUUGCUACACCUGGACCAUAUACGCCACCAUCAGUUAGUCGUCAUUAUAUGUUACAAGCUAAUCCUUCACCCAUGGCUAGUCCAUCACUUAAACCAGCUCAUUAUUCUCCAAAAAUGAAACUCAGAUAUUUGAAAAGUGUAUUUCCAGUAGUAGAAGAAACAGUACUUUUGGAUACAUUAUGCAGUGCUGAUAAUAAUGUUAACCAAGCAACAAAAACAUUACUAACUAUGGGAUUCAACAAACGACAUAAUAUUACAAAAAUUGUGCCGAAAUUGCCCAGAGUUACAUUAACCAACAGUGAAAAUGAUUACGAAGAGGACGAUAUGUUUUGGUUAAGAAGAAAAACAUGUGAUAAUUAUGAUAAAACUAAAUCUACUUGUUCAUCUUGGCCUGUUUCUUCUGUUGUAUCAACACCAACCAAAAAAAUAAAUUUGGACGAACAAAUAAAAAUAAAACAAAGAUUACACGAUAAAUUUGAUGAUCAAGAAGAAAAAAUUAUAAUUUUUGCCUUGGAAAGUACAGAUUAUAAUGAAUUAUUAGCUGAUCAAAUUCUUAAAAAUCAUUUAGAUAAUGAAUUUAAAACAAAGGAUGAAAAUGAUGGUAAACUCAAAAAGGAGAUUUCUAGUAACAAAUCAAUUGAUGGCCGUGUUGUAACGAACAUAAGCAAUUCUAAAACUGAAUCAAGAAAUUCUACCUGUGAAAUACAUUUUGAGAGCCAGAAAAUAGCAGCAAAUGGUACACAAAAAAGUUUGGCAAAAGGUCCUAACAAAGAUUUAUUGAGCAAAAAGUGCUCAUCUAAAUGUGAGCUAGAUGAAAAAAAUAGAGUGAAACCCAAAGGCCCAAAUAAAUCAUUGUUGAGUAAAAUUCAUUCAUUAGCAAAAGGACCAAACGCUGAGCUCAAAAAAGGACCAUCUAAAGGAUUAGCUAAGGGGAGUAUUUUCCAUAGACUAUUUAGGAAAUAAUUAAUCUUGUUGUUUAUUAUUUUUAAUUCAGUACAUUUUUUCUAUAUAUUAGAUUCUUUGAAUGUAUAUAGGGAAUUUAAAGUUAAAUAUUUUUUUUACAUUAUUUAAUAUUAUUUUAUUACUAUAAGUGGCAAAUUUGUAGAUCAAUUAUAAUUGAUUUGUUUC
Molecule: messenger RNA, 1842 nt
Organism: Myzus persicae (green peach aphid)
Lineage: Eukaryota; Metazoa; Arthropoda; Insecta; Hemiptera; Aphididae
Exons: 10
Coding region: 211-1677 (488 amino acids)
Molecular function (GO): ubiquitin binding
Source: RefSeq, a predicted model, not a curated record